This is a messenger RNA of Eleginops maclovinus (Patagonian blennie), 660 nucleotides long. Its product is annotated as general transcription factor II-I repeat domain-containing protein 2-like. Bases 70 to 660 code for a protein of 196 amino acids. The record is from RefSeq and is a predicted model, not a curated record. NCBI's taxonomy places the organism in Eukaryota, Metazoa, Chordata, Actinopteri, Perciformes, Eleginopidae. The transcript is spliced from 3 exons.
UGGUUGAGCCGUGGGAAAGUUUUGCGGCGUUUCUUUGAUCUGCGCGAGGAAAUAAGAGAGUUUCAAGCCAUGAAGACGAACAACAUCCAAGUGCCCACGGACAGACACUGGCUUGCAGACCUGGCUUUUCUUGUGGACAUCACAGAGCUGCUGAAUAUCCUCAAUCUUCAGCUCCAAGGGAGAGACCAGAUGAUCACGCAGAUGUAUGACCAUGUCAAAGCCUUCAAGCAAAAGCUCCAGCUGCUUAGCAGACAUCUUUCAACAGGAAAUUUGGCACAUUUCCCCAGCCUCAGAGAAGUUGGGUUGAUGGAGGAAGACACACCAAAAUACCUCGACAUUCUCAACAAUCUUGAGGUGGAGUUCGACCAUCGCUUUGAAGAUUUUCGUGGAAAUACAACAGCAUUUGAGCUGUUUGCUCAACCUUUUUCUGUGAAUGUGGAUGCAGUCAGUGAGGAGCUUCAAAUGGAACUUUUGGAACUUCAGUCUGAUUCAGACCUCCAUAGCAGGUUCAGAGAGCUUUCCUUACAAGACUUUUACAGGUCUAUUCCCGCACACAGAUAUGGCAAGAUCCGCAAACAUGCUCCAGACCAGUCUAAUGAUGACCCUCGACACACUUCGCUGAGAGGUCAUAGGUCAAAGGCCAACAUCAGAAAACAGUGA